UACAUCCAGUCUGGGAUGUGCAUUCCCUGAACGGAGGACAUCCAGGCGGUGUAUUUCAUCUGCAGCGCGAGAUGUUCCGUCGCAAACUGCAACCACGGCCCCCUUCUGCGCCCGUCCCCGGCAGCCGAGAAGCCAGCCAGUCGCCCGGCCACCGCCCGUCGACGCCACCUCCCCUGGCGCUCAGAUGAACCACUUCACGUGACGAGCCUCGUUUUACGUGCCGCAUCCCUCGGCCGAAGCUGCACGUCGAGGGUUUCCUCUUUUACGCCAUGCCUUUGCCUCUCUGCCGCGAAAUGUCUGCUGCAACUUAAGAUCUGUAGGAGAAGCUCCGGUUUUCGAUGGUACUUCGGUGCGUGCGCAGCCAGCGCACAACGGAAGGCAGCGAACGCGUGCUGGAGGCUGAGCUUCUCCCGCUGAUCUUCAGUACUAAAGGACUAUAGUCGGUGAAAAUAUACAAAACAAAGUCGACAAACCGUAACUGUGGACUACAUCUAUUUGUUUGCAGUAACGGGUUCUCUUUGCAGUUUCGCGGAACAAACGUACACGAAGUCGCUUCCCCGCGAAGGCAGCUGCUCCUAGCACGCCGGUGCAAAGCGGUGAAGCCCGACGCGCGCGCCGAGGCAAAGCUCCGUGGCUUCACGCUCGCUGAGGUAUUCUACUCAAUAGGGCACCCUGACAGGUCCGUCGAAAGGCAGCGGGGCCCAAGACCACGAUGCGACGUUCCACGGUCGAGGCAUUCCGACGCAUGUUCUCGGAGUCCGGCGUGCCGGGGCUGCGCGUCAUCCUGGGCUUCUCGGCGCCGAGCCGGCGCCUCCUGUGGGCGGCCGUGCUCGCGCUGCUCGUGGGCCUGGGCCUUCACGACCUGUACGCCGCCUUCAGGGACUUCGCCCAGUACGAAGACACUGUCGACGUGGAGCUCUCCAGGUUGCCCGAGGGGCUCGUUUUCCCCGCCGUCACCAUCUGCAACCUCAAUCAGCUGCCCGAGGACGAGGCCUUGGACCGUAAGGAAUUCUUCAAGUGGGUGACGGAGAUGCAGCGCCGCAACGCGGCCACGGCCCAGCUGCUGGGACACCAGCGGGAGGACAUGGUGCUUUCCUGCCGCCUGGACGACAGGGACUGCAACGACCCCCAGCGGAUGCAGCUCCAGAUGUACGGGCGCUACGGCAACUGCUUCUGCGUCGGGUGCGACCGCAGCGCCCCCGAGCACCGACUCCAGGUGUCCAUCACCGUGGACCAGGGGCUGCGGCUCCUGCUGAACGUGGAGCCCGAGGAGUACCUGCCGCUGUCCGUGGAGGCCGGCUUUGUGGUGAACGUGCACCAGGCGGGCGUCCAGGUGGACUUCCGCAGGGACGGCGUCUUCGUACCUCCCAGGCACACCACCUUCGUCAGCGUGGACCAGACAAUUCUGAAGAGGUUGGAGCCGCCGUACAUGAACCCGUGUCAGCCGUCUUGGCCAGAGGAGUACCUGCAGCACACCCGGCCCGGGAGGGAUGUGUACACGAGCAGAGUAAGUCUCCCCUUGCGUCUAGAUUCAGCAUGA
Messenger RNA from Ixodes scapularis (black-legged tick), 1540 nucleotides. RefSeq names its product acid-sensing ion channel 4-B-like. Lineage: Eukaryota; Metazoa; Arthropoda; Arachnida; Ixodida; Ixodidae. The record is from RefSeq and is a predicted model, not a curated record. The coding region runs from base 713 to 1540 and encodes 275 amino acids. Gene Ontology annotation, biological process: sodium ion transmembrane transport. The transcript is spliced from 5 exons. Gene Ontology annotation, molecular function: ligand-gated sodium channel activity. Gene Ontology annotation, cellular component: membrane.